Messenger RNA from Corticium candelabrum, 747 nucleotides. RefSeq lists its product as uncharacterized. The record is from RefSeq and is a predicted model, not a curated record. The transcript has 4 exons. The coding region runs from base 1 to 474 and encodes 157 amino acids. NCBI's taxonomy places the organism in Eukaryota, Metazoa, Porifera, Homoscleromorpha, Homosclerophorida, Plakinidae.
AUGUACAAUAAAACAAAAAAAGUGGCUCCAGGAAAGAAGAAUGAACAGCAAGUCAAAGGAUUUUACAGAGUGUCAGCAAAGAAAGGCAGAUGUGUUAUAGUAUCAGAGCUCGCCUUACGAGGUGUUUCACAUAUAGCCAACUUGUAUGUUUGUCAACUUAGAGCUCCAGACCUGCAAGAAGCAAAAAGGAUAAAAGAUAUUGUCCAUAGGGACACAGACCAUUUCCACAUGUUGACUGAUGAUGAACCUGAAGCAUCUGAAUGUUCCAUGGUGUCUGAUCAUACUUAUGCAAGAGCUAGUCCUGCUGCUGUAAUUGAUUAUACUCAUGGACUGACUGGCGACACAUCUACAGUGAUCAGAAGACCUGUUCCUACCCCUCAUCGUAUGCAAGUUGGCAAAGGAACAAAGAUUGAUUGGAUAACAAAAGAAAUGCGAAAGCAGAUGGAAAAACGCGGAAACAAUCAGUUUGUAUAAUGUGGUUUAAUUAAUACAUCAGCAUUCCUGUGUAACAUCUUGUUAUCUAGUUGAAUAGUAGUUUACUAUGUUUGUUCCACAGUAUUUCAAUCCUCUCCCAAUUUAUCAACAGAAUACACAUUCUAAUUGCUAUUUAUUUAUUAUUUGUAAACAUUUGAGACAUCUAAAACAUCACACACACGCACACACGUACGCACACAAAAUAACAGUUAGCUUGGCUGCUACCAGAGUAUACUUUGUAUUAGAUGUUUACAUGCACAAUCCCUAUGCUAG